Messenger RNA from Closterium sp. NIES-67, 762 nucleotides. Lineage: Eukaryota; Viridiplantae; Streptophyta; Zygnematophyceae; Desmidiales; Closteriaceae. The record is from the annotation of a GenBank genome assembly.
CCCUUGGCAGAAAAGCGACACCUGCUACAGUGGGACAGUGACAUCACCUACAGGAAAGGAUCCACAAAAAUCCGGGUUCCCAAUUACCCGCCUUUGUGCCAGUUACUACUCGAAGAGUACCACGAUGUCCUAUAUGCGGGACACUUCGGUAGCAACAAGACGCUCACCGGUAUUGCAAAACACUACUACUGGCCUCACAUGGCAGCUGACGUACAAAAGUUUGUCACCUCGUGUGAUACGUGCCAGAGGAUGAAGAGCAGCAAGCAGAAGAAGGCAGGACUACUACAGCCUCUUCCUGUCCCAGAACACCCAUGGCAAGUGGUGAGCCUGGACUUCAUCACCGGGUUACCAACUACCACAAGCGGUCAUGACGCAAUCCUUGUCGUCAUCGACAAAUUCUCCAAAAUGGGACACUUCAUCCUGACACAUGCCACAGCACACACCGAGGAGACAGCACAACUAUUUCAAGUUCUGAAAAGAACUGAUGUCUUUGCUCGGAACCAAACUCGCCAUGUCAUCUGCCUACCAUCCGCAGACAGACGGACAGACCGAGCGUCUCAACCAAAUCGUGGAGCAACUCCUUCGCGCAGCUUGCAAGGACGAUAUCUCCAAAUGGGACUUGCAUCUACCCGUCCUGGAGUUUGCCUACAACAACGCCACUCACGCCGCUACAAGACAGACGCCGUUCUUCCUCUGUUACGGCCGCAACCCACUCACGCCACAAGAACCAAUAUAUUCUAACAAUGAAAUGAUGCAAAUUUA